Molecule: messenger RNA, 1344 nt
Organism: Homalodisca vitripennis (glassy-winged sharpshooter)
Lineage: Eukaryota; Metazoa; Arthropoda; Insecta; Hemiptera; Cicadellidae
Product: transmembrane protease serine 9-like
Exons: 9
Coding region: 1-1344 (447 amino acids)
Biological process (GO): proteolysis
Molecular function (GO): serine-type endopeptidase activity
Source: RefSeq, a predicted model, not a curated record
AUGGUAGUAUUAACGGAGGUGUGGAUCAAGAGCGGGGAAGAAGUACGAGAUACCGGGAUACGACAUGAUACUACAGCCAAGGACAGAGAAUCAAUCAGGUGUGAUACAAGAGAGCUGUCAUUCCGAAUUGGCAGCACCAAGUCUGAAGAUGGCGGCCAGAUCUUCACUGUAGACCAUUUUACAAUCCAUGAAAACUAUACGGGCAGAUGGGAUAACGACCUUGCGGUCGUCAAGCUGAACAAGCCCAUCAAGUUUGGGAAGCACGUAAAACCCAUCAAACUUGGAACAGAAAGUCUCAAAGUAGGAACUAAAGGCAUGAUAGCAGGAUGGGGAGGGAGAUCAGAAUCCGAAGAGUCGUCGCCUGUCUUGAUGGCAACAAAAGUGACGGUUUCCGACUGGCAGAAAUGUAAAGAUAUCUACCCCGAUCACCUCACACCUAGACAGAUUUGUACCUACGACACAAAAACAGGACCUUGCAAUUUUGACUGGGGAGACCCGCUGGUGUACAAGGGAGCGUUGUACGGGCAGUUGAUUGGGAUCAACGAUUGCCUCUCUAGUCCGGUCGUUUACACUGAUAUUCCUGCAUAUGCUGACUGGAUCAAAAGUUUAGCAAGGGGGCUACAAAUUCAGGGGCAACAUCCUAGGGCUAACAUCGUAAGCAGUAACAAUGAGAAAUCCAGUCUUGGGAUAAUUAAUGGAAAAACCACUUCCAUUCAAAAAUUCCCAUUCAUGGUUGCCAUACUCCUGGAAGAUGAAUUCUUUAACACAGGAGUUAUUCUCAACUCUCGCUGGAUACUGACUACUGCCUACACCGUUUCUUGGUGUGAUACAAGAGAGCUGUCAUUCCGAAUUGGCAGCACCAAGUCUGGAAAUGGCGGCCAGAUCUUCACUGUAGACCAUUUUACAAUCCAUGAAAACUAUACGGGCAAAUGGGAUAACGACGUUGCGGUCGUCAAGCUCAACAAGCCCAUCACGUUCGGAAAGAACGCAAAACCCAUCAAACUUGGAACAGAAAGUCUCAAAUUGGGAACUAAAGGCAUGAUAGCAGGAUGGGGAGGGAGAUCAGAAUCCGAAGAGUCGUCGCCUGUCUUGAUGGCAACAAAAGUGACAGUUUCCGACUGGCAGAAAUGUAAAGAUAUCUACCCCGAUCACCUCACACCUAGACAGAUUUGUACCUACGACACAAAAACUGGACCUUGCAAUUUUGACUGGGGAGACCCGCUGGUGUACAAGGGAGCGUUGUACGGACAGUUGAUUGGGAUCAACGAUUGCCUCUCUAGUCCGGUCGUUUACACUGAUAUUCCUGCAUAUGCUGACUGGAUCAAAAGUGCCAUACAAGAGUGA